Messenger RNA from Arachis duranensis, 1804 nucleotides. RefSeq lists its product as uncharacterized. The record is from RefSeq and is a predicted model, not a curated record. Lineage: Eukaryota; Viridiplantae; Streptophyta; Magnoliopsida; Fabales; Fabaceae. Gene Ontology annotation, cellular component: cytoplasm. The transcript is spliced from 10 exons. Gene Ontology annotation, molecular function: ATP binding; GTP binding; ATP hydrolysis activity. Bases 126 to 1325 code for a protein of 399 amino acids.
GGGUAAGGCACAACUCGUGGGUUGUUCGGGUCCCAGCUUGGAAUUUAUCUGUUGAAGCUGCGCAUGUAUCCACCGCAUCCAUAUCCGUUGAAUGUGCGUUCCCUCCGGCAACUGCAACGCAAGCAAUGGCAAGAGCGACUUGCAGUCACCUUCACCUUGUUCCCACUCUAUUGCAUCCACUCAAGUCAAACUUCUUGCGAAAUCAAACUCUUCUCCGAACCGCUCACUUCUAUGGGACUCAACGAAGGUUCUCGUCUUUUUCAUCGAGGAUAAGUAUGAGCCUUAGAGCCGGCAUCGUUGGCCUCCCCAACGUUGGCAAGUCCACUCUAUUCAAUGCUGUUGUUGAAAAUGGAAAGGCUCAAGCUGCUAAUUUUCCUUUUUGUACAAUAGAGCCAAAUGUAGGGAUUGUUGCAGUUCCAGAUUCUCGUCUCCAGGUACUUUCUAAUCUUAGUAAAUCUGUUCGAGCAGUACCUGCAUCUAUAGAAUUUGUGGAUAUUGCGGGGCUUGUAAAGGGUGCAAGUCAAGGCGAGGGACUGGGUAAUAAGUUUCUGUCGCAUAUUCGUGAGGUCGACUCUAUACUUCAGGUUGUUCGAUGUUUUGAAGACAAUGAUAUAGUUCAUGUGAAUGGUAAAGUUGAUCCAAAAUCUGAUAUUGAUGUUAUCAACUUGGAGCUUGUUUUUGCAGAUUUGGACCAGGAAGAGGCAGAAAAGUCUGCACUGGAAAAGAUUCGUGAGGCACUCUUGGAUGGAAAACCUGCACGAUCUGUGACCUUAACGGAUUAUGAAAGGGAUGCUGUAAAGCAUCUCUGCUUGCUCACCAUGAAACCUGUUAUAUAUGUAGCAAAUGUUGCAGAAUCUGAUCUAUCUGAUGCUGCAGACAAUAAUUAUGUGAAGGAAGUCACAAAAGUUGCAUCUGAGCUGCAGUCGGGAAUCGUAACUGUUUCGGCACAGGUUGAGGCCGAGCUGACUGAACUACCAAUGGAAGAAAGACAAGAAUAUUUGAAUUCGCUCGGUGUUAGUGGAAGUGGUCUUGGGAACCUAAUUAGGGCAACUUAUGGUCUGCUGGGGUUACGAACUUAUUUUACUUCUGGUGAAAAGGAGACAAAAGCAUGGACAAUACUUGCAGGAAUGACUGCACCUCAAGCUGCUGGAGUAAUUCAUUCCGACUUUGAGAAGGGCUUCAUUCGAGCAGAAACAGUGGCUUAUGAUGAUUUUGUUGCUGCUGGUUCACUAGCUGCUGCAAGAGAGAAAGGACUUCUGAGAUCCGAAGGUAAAGACUACAUUGUACAAGAAGGAGAUGUGAUGCUUUUUCGAUUCAAUGUUUAGUCGAAAUUAAUGCUCCAAGUUGGGGGUUCACAGGAGUUGAGAACUUGGCAUAUUCAAGGAGUAAAUUUUCAUAAAGUUGCUGGUUAUACUUUAGACAUGCAUUGUUUCUUUCUGUCUGUUUGUUUUAGGAGAAUGCUCCAAUCUGGAGUCCGUGAAAGAUGAGAUACAUGAUUAGUCCGAAACAACUCAGAACCUUUCUCGGCCAAUUUUUUAUCGGUUUGCGCAAGCAUUGUUUUGUUUUCAAUACACAUUAGGGAAAGUACACAUUAAUAUGUAAAAAAUAAUACAAAAAUGAAUUAGGGGUCUUUCUUUCUUUGUUUAAUCUCAUUCAUCACCUAGCCAAUGUCUCUGAUACUUGGACAUGGACGCUGACUCUUGUAUGUUUUUUCGUGUAGAUUUUCUUUUGGUUCUUAACUUCCUCUCCUAACAUACAUGUAUUUUGGUGGAUAAGCUUGGAAAUUCAAGGGAAUAGAUCUUAA